CAAUUAUGUUUUACGACUAUGGCGGCUCGUGCGAAGAGGUUAGCGCGUUACGCCGCUAAUUGCUAUUGAUUUUCGUUGUACUCGAUGACUCUCCCAGGAUCACCAUAAAAAUGUUCAAUUUCCUGAGGACACGCGCCGUCUCGACGCAGAAUGCGCGUAUCAUGUCAACGGGGUCGACCAUCCAAUACCAGAGGCAAUUGUGCUCGUUCUGCAAUUUUCAUCACCUAAGACCACCUCGCGCAAUGAGAUGUACGCCGAUUCGCUAUUACACGACUGAUAUAGUUGAACUACAAACUCCUAAUGAAAAAAAAAUCAAGCGUCGUUCAAAAAAAUAUGCAGAAUUAUUGGAAGUAACAAACCAGACAACCAGCAACAAGAAGGCAGCAGUGCAUAAAUUGAGUUCCGCUCAAGUGUCUGUCUUGGUUGAUCAGCCUAAUAUUACACUAGACAAACUGCAUGAGAUCCCUAAUUUUCGUCUUAAUAAGGAGACAAUUACGACACAAGCAAUAGAUAUCAAUAAAAAAACUAUGCUCAAAAAAAAUUUUCUUGAUGAUAAGUCAAUCGAUGCAAAUGCUGUACUUAAGAAAUCUGAUGAGCAAUUAGAUGACACAUUUGCAGUUAUAGAGGAUUUAAAAGCAUCUGGAAUAAACGAUCAGAUUACAUUGAUUAAGGAUUCUUCCUUCCUGGAUAUGUUGCAGCAAAUUGAUACGAAAGAUGAAAGUCAGGAUGACACAUAUACGCAGAUACCUGAAUAUGAAGACACGGCUUCAAAUUCAUAUGCCAAUAUUCCCUUUACAUAUGAAACAAUUGACUCAGAGAAUUAUUUUUUUGAAGAAAACAUGGUGUCUAAAUUAUUGGCGCAUAUGGACGUAUAUAUACAAAUCAAUAUGCCACAUAAGGCCUUUAAGAUGCUCAGUAUGAAUAAAGAUCAAUUUAAACACAGCAAAGUUUCCACUAUUGCACUCUAUAAUCUGUUAUUAAAAAACCAUGUUACUAAAGUACAAGUGGAAAAGUCAUUCGAACUCUAUAGAAUAAUAAAAGCAGAUUCUGUCAAGCCAAACUCUCAAACGUACGCUCUUAUGUUCGAAAUAAUCGGCAAAAUGAAAAAUAAGGAAAAGAAAAGAGAAAGUGCAACAGAAAUUAUAGCAGAUAUGAACUAUAAUGGCAUCACUUUUAACGAAAUAAUAAACACAUCGCAGAUAAACAAAACGCAAACUGAUACCAUUCUUCAGACUAUCAAAUCAUUGGAUCCGCAAUACCGUGUUUAUUAUAAAGACAUCAACAUGGCGCACAAAUGCAAUUUGCUGAACAAUCUAACAACGAAUAAUAAUUAUCAGAGCCCGGCGAAGGGAGUAGUAACUAUGGAAGAGCUGCGGGAUAUGGUAGAUAGGCAGAUUAGAAUGGAGAAGCAGUGCAAGAUAAAUGUGAAAAAUAUUGUACUGUUUACUGGGAAUCCUGAUGUUAGAGAGCAAGCUGUCAAACGGAUCACGGAAUGGGAGAAGAUCUGGAAAUCAACUGUGACUGAGGCUUUUGAGAGAAAUUUAUCUUAUCUCAAACAGAAAGAAACAAAAUUGAAAAUCGAUUUAAAAAUCUUAUAUCCGUUUCUGCAAGUGCUACCCAAAAAAGAAUACAUUAAUGCGAUCAUGAACGAAAUUGAGUAUUUGACUAAAUUUUCCGAGGGGUACAGUUGUACCAUGACACAACUUUAUCUAAUGCUGGGACUGCAUAUUUAUAAAAAAUAUGAAUUUCAGCGAAAAAUGAAGGAUAAUAUCAUAGAAAAUUCGAUUCAAAUUUAUAAAGAAUAUUUGAAGUGGUACAUGCAGAUGAAUCCCGCUGAUAGAAUCAGCAAUGGGCGUAUUAAAUGGCAACAGCUGGUUCAGGAAGCAAAAAAGGCUGGCAUCUCUUGCGAAAUGACUAUACCGGAGUGGUCUCAAUAUACUAUGAUAAAUGUUGGCAAAUUCUUAUAUAAUAUCAUUGUGAAUGACGUGAAAAUCCCAUAUGCCUCCAGUCCCGACGCACCUGAACGGCUCAUACCUGCGUUUUAUCUGCUAUUCAGAAUCCAUUCUAAUAAAUAUUUAAUGGAGGAAAUUAAACCGCAUCCUCACAUACACAGGCUCUAUAAAGAUUCACACCCAGAGUCGUUACCCUUCAAUACGAUCUCUUUGCCGAUGUAUUCCCCACCGCGUCCUUGGGUCGAUGUAAAUACCGGUGGUUAUCUGUUUUCCAAAGUGAUAUUCGCUCGUGAUCCCUAUAUGAAAUCAUCACGUCUGUUGAAGAACACGCCGACACAACAGCUGUAUCCAGUGCUCGACUCCUUGAAUCAACUCGGUUCAAUUCCUUGGAGGAUCAACGUGCCUAUAUUGGAUCUCUUGAUUCAAAUCUUUCGAGAGGGAGGCUCGGAGAAAUUGAACGUACCUCAACCGUCCUCUAUGGCGUCGUCGUUGCCCGAGAUGUCUGUGAACAAAACAAACAAGGAAAAUAAUACAGAAUUAGCGAAAAUGCUGUUUCAACUUAAACGUAGAAAGAACGAGAUGCAUGCGCUAUGGUGUGACUGCCUCUACAAAUUGUCCCUCGCCAAUCAUUUCAGAGACAAGACAUUCUGGAUGCCACACAAUUUGGAUUUUAGAGGUAGAGCAUACCCGGUGCCACCUCAUUUAACUCAUCUCAGUUCGGAUUUAGGCCGCGCGAUCCUCAUGUUUGCACAGGGGAAGCCCUUGGGACCUGGAGGUCUGGAUUGGUUAAAAAUUCACGCCAUAAAUAUGACCGGUUUGAAGAAGCGGGAACCGAUGCAUAAACGAUUGGAAUUCGCAAAUGAGAUGUUAGAUCUGAUCAUCGACAGCGCGAGAAAUCCAUUGAUUGGAAAAAUGUGGUGGGCUGAAGCCGACGAACCGUGGCAAACUUUGGCGGCGUUCAAGGAGAUAGAUAAUGCUCUACAAUCCCCGAAUGUGGAGGAGUACAUAUGCCGGCUUCCCAUUCACCAAGAUGGUAGCUGCAACGGAUUGCAGCAUUAUGCCGCGCUCGGAAGAGAUGUGAUAGGAGCGAAAAGCGUGAACUUGUAUCCUUCGGACACUCCACAGGAUGUAUACAGCGUUGUUGCUAAUAUGGUCGACGAAUACAGGAAGACGGACGCGAAGGCUGGCAAUGAAGUAGCUAAGGCCUUAGAGGGAAACGUCAGUAGGAAGGUCAUGAAACAAACUGUAAUGACCACCGUGUAUGGUGUGACAAAAUUCGGUGCUAGACUACAGAUCGCCAGACAGCUCAGUAAUCUGAAGGAUUUUGAUGAAAAAUAUAUUUGGGGCGGCAGCGUGUACCUGACUGAUAAAACAUUCGCAGCCCUUCAGAACAUGUUUGGGAGCGCGAAGGAGAUACAGAAUUGGUUCAUCGAUUGUGCUCGCGCGAUCACGACCAGAUGCAACCAGCAUAUACAGUGGGUGACGCCGUUGGGUCUUCCGGUUUUACAACCCUAUUCCAAACGGAAUAAGAUUAUUUUUCAGAAAAGUAAGGUUCCCAGGAAGCUGGAUACUAUGAAACAAAAGAAUGCCUUCGCGCCGAAUUUUAUUCAUUCGUUAGACUCAUCUCAUAUGAUGUUGACGAGUUUGUAUUCCGAACAAGCGGGCAUUACGUUUAUGUCAGUGCACGAUUGUUUCUGGACUCAUCCGUGCACAGUGGAUAUCAUGAACAAGAUUUGCCGGGAACAAUUCAUCGCGCUGCAUAGCGAGCCUAUUCUCGAGAAUUUGUCCGAGUUCUUCUGCAAGAAGUAUGAUGUAAAACACAUAGACAACGUACGGUCCGUAAAGCGGACGACCAAUGUCUCGCUAGAAGUCUUCAAGAAGGUGCCGAAGAAGGGUAGUUUCGAUAUCAACCUAAUCCUAUCGUCUCGAUACUUUUUUAGUUAAAACAGCUUUAUUUAUUGCUAAAAAAAUGUACUAUUUACGAAUGUGUACGAAUGUAAACUAAUGUAAAAUUUUAACACACCAAUUGAUUUCGGUGUGCGUUGCAUGGAUUAUUAAGUAUACAUUAAGAUAUGUAAAAAUAGUUCGUUAAAAUAAUAGAUUUUUGAAAUCUCUA
Molecule: messenger RNA, 4068 nt
Organism: Pogonomyrmex barbatus (red harvester ant)
Lineage: Eukaryota; Metazoa; Arthropoda; Insecta; Hymenoptera; Formicidae
Gene: mtRNApol
Product: mitochondrial RNA polymerase
Biological process (GO): mitochondrial transcription
Cellular component (GO): mitochondrial DNA-directed RNA polymerase complex
Molecular function (GO): mitochondrial promoter sequence-specific DNA binding; DNA-directed RNA polymerase activity; protein binding
Source: RefSeq, a predicted model, not a curated record